AACUCGGUCUACAGCAGCAAGUUUGGAAUCUACUCGCCUGGUUGUGGAUUGGAGAAUGUGAUGCUGUGCUGGGGCCAUGAUGAGUAUCUCUACCACAUUGUCAAAGAUCAAUCCACUAUCCCUGCUGAGGGGUUGGCUAUGAUCCGAUACCACUCGUUUUACCCAUGGCACCGCGAGGGCGCUUACCAUGAGUUGAUGAAUGAACACGACGAGAAAAUGCUCGAGGCUGUGCGGGCGUUCAACCCCUACGACUUGUACAGUAAGAGUGACGAGGUUCCGGAUCCUGAGAAGCUGAAGCCUUACUACAAGGAGCUCAUUGAUGAGUACUUCCCAAAGAAGGUCCUUAGAUGGUAA
Molecule: messenger RNA, 354 nt
Organism: Aspergillus glaucus CBS 516.65
Lineage: Eukaryota; Fungi; Ascomycota; Eurotiomycetes; Eurotiales; Aspergillaceae
Exons: 2
Biological process (GO): inositol catabolic process
Cellular component (GO): cytoplasm
Molecular function (GO): inositol oxygenase activity; iron ion binding
Source: RefSeq, a predicted model, not a curated record